Messenger RNA from Stegastes partitus (bicolor damselfish), 2261 nucleotides. RefSeq names its product organic solute carrier partner 1b (gene oscp1b). The record is from RefSeq and is a predicted model, not a curated record. Lineage: Eukaryota; Metazoa; Chordata; Actinopteri; Pomacentridae. The transcript has 10 exons. Gene Ontology annotation, cellular component: cytoplasm; plasma membrane. The coding region runs from base 83 to 1225 and encodes 380 amino acids. Gene Ontology annotation, biological process: transport.
CCCUUUAGCAAACAUUCAAGCUAGCUGCGGUCGCUAGCUACCUACAUUCUCUGGACACGUUUAUAGCUGUUCAAAAACCGUCAUGUCGUCAAGGACUCUGCCGUUGCUCUUUAUUAACCUCGGCGGGGAAAUGCUGUACAUCCUGGACCAGCGGCUUCGAGCUCAGAAUAUACCGGCUGACAAAGCUAAGAAAGUUAUGAAUGACAUCAUCACCACCAUGUUCAAUAAAAAGUUCCUGGAGGAGCUUUUCAAGCCACAGGAGCUGUACUCCAAGAAGGCCCUGCGGACGGUGUUUGACAGGCUGGCUCAUGCAUCCAUAAUGAGGCUCAAUCAAGCCAGUAUGGACAAGCUUUAUGACUUGAUGACCAUGGCUUUCAAAUAUCAGGUGCUUCUCUGUCCCCGACCUAAGGACAUCCUCCUCGUCUCCUUCAACCACAUGGAUGCGAUCAAAGACUUUGUGAAAGAUACUCCCAGCAUUCUCAGCCAGGUUGAUGAAACAUACCGACAGCUGAUAGAGAUGUAUACCACCUUGUCCAGUGGUGAAUUCCAGCUGAUUAGACAAACUCUUCUUAUCUUCUUCCAAGACAUGCAUAUAAGGGUGUCUAUUUUCCUCAAAGACAAAGUACAGAACUCAAACGGCCGCUUUGUACUUCCCACCAGUGGUCCUGUGCCCCAUGGAACACAAGUCCCUGGUUUGAUAAGGAUGUUUAGCUGUACUGGUGAGGAGCUGACCAGGCAGCAGUUCAAUAAUGGAGGGAACUACAAUGCUGCACUCCGGGAAGGAUCCUUUGAGAUUUUUGGAGACAGAGUCACAAAACUCGGCACAAACAUGUACAGCGUAAGCCGCCCAGUGGAGACUCACAUGUCUGGCACAUCCAAAAAUUCUGCUCAGCACACAAAGGUCAAUACUGCUCCCAACCCUCUGGCCAAAGAGGAGCUGAAUCUGUUGGCCAGGUUAAUGGGAGGAUUGGAAGUUCAGAAACCAGGAAACACAGACAGUGGCUUCCGAGUUAAUCUCUUUGCCACAGAUGAAGAAGAAGAAGAGGCAUUAAUAUCAAGACCUGAUGAGCUUUCAUAUGGAGUCAUAAACAUCCAAGCAACAAAGGAUCAGCAGGCCAAUGCAGAACUGGCCAAGAUCAUGGGAGAAUUUACAGAGUCUGGAGAUCAGUCUCCGAGUGCCAGCAGCAAAGGAGACGACCUUCUAGCCAUGAUGGACGGUCUGUGAUAUGGUCACGCUGGCAGACAGACCCAGGGAGCGGGGCACAAUGCGCACAAUGCAUCAUCCAAGGUCUGCACUACUGAGAACCAAUCGGCUGUCUAUACCUGUGAAUCCACUGCAGAAACCCCCACAUGCAGCCACAAAACCUUUCUGGGGUGGCGUUGAAAUGCAGAUGUGAGCAAGUGUUUCCAUUGGUUGUCAGACAAACCAGCUGCGUAUUUGCAUUGAACAAACAAGUAUGUGCGGCGAGAUGAGCUUUAAGCUGGAAUAUGCUGUCAUAGUAUGUUUGCUGUAAACUGAGAGGAGAUUUCAGUGCAACAAGGUAUACAGUAGGCCUAUAUCAGUGUAACGAACAUGUCGGUGUGAUAAUAGCAAAACAUCUGUUUAUAUAAUGUCAAGAUGUCGCAUUUUGGAAUUCAGUAUAUGUAAGAUACACAUUCCUUAAAUUUACUUUCCCACAGUGUCAUUAAAUCCUAUCAGUCAUGUGUACAAUUACAUCACAGCUUUUAGUUGGCUUUGAGGCUCGUAGUCCAUCAUUUCAUGGCAGUUUGUUUUACCACCUUUCCAUCCCAAGGAUGUCCUAUCUCUACACCAUGGGCAGAGGAAGUUUGUUGACCUCCUCUGUAUUCUGUAAUGAUACUGUGGGAGAGUUGAAGGAACCCAAGUGCUCUUUCUGCUUCGAUUUAAAUUCCCUCAAAAUGUAUUUUGGUAAGAAAUGUUUAUUUAACACCGUACUGGUUUACCUUAAAAGAAUAUGGGGAGCAACUUAUACGACAUAUUUCUCUUCCAUGUGAUGUCAGUGAAUGUUGAGAAAAGGCCCAGAAAUGUGCUCUUUGGUGAGUACAUUGUUAAAUAUAAAGUAAUGCAAUAUAAGUAAUUGUCUAAUCUGUAAAUAUGUUUAUGGCACUACUAUAUUUAUUGAAUGUAUUAUUUUCUGUGUAUAGACGAGUGCACACUGCUGCAUUUGUUAAAUUGUUGAAUGUUUAACGUAGUAUUUUUAAUAAAUAGAUGAAAAAAUAAAACAUGUUUUUACACAGAUUAA